Molecule: messenger RNA, 852 nt
Organism: Hirsutella rhossiliensis
Lineage: Eukaryota; Fungi; Ascomycota; Sordariomycetes; Hypocreales; Ophiocordycipitaceae
Product: BTB/POZ domain-containing protein
Exons: 3
Coding region: 1-852 (283 amino acids)
Molecular function (GO): protein binding
Source: RefSeq, a predicted model, not a curated record
AUGGCUCAAGAUCCUUCCGAGACCCCCGUCGACGAGACCUCGACCAACCCAGGCGGCGAUGUCGAGAUGACCGAGGAGGGCGCCGCUCCCGAGGUGCAAGAGGUUGCGGCCGACGGGAGCGAGCUGCCGUUCGCCGGCGAGGCCCAUGUCGUCCCCCCGCGCGUCAGCUUCAUGGCCUACCUCGCCAGCCCCAUUGUCCACCUUGUUGUCGGCCAGGGCGAGCAGCAGACUAUGCUGGCGGCGCACCAAGCCCUCCUCGUCAAGAGCCCGUUUUUCGACUCGGCCUGCCAGAGCUUCGUCGACGACGGCAGCCCGCGCCAAAUCGAGCUCCCCGACGAAGACAUUGACGCCGUCGGCGGCUUCCUCGAGUACCUCUAUACGGGCGAGUACUUCCCCAAGAAGCUCCCGGGCCAGCGCACCCUCGAGACCGACGCCAGCCUGCCCGCCGUCGACGACUCGGGCGACCAGCUCCUCAAGCACGCGCGCAUCUACACCCUCGCCGAGAAGCUCGGCGUCUCCCCGCUCAAGUCGCUGGCCAGCUCAAAGAUCCACUGCGUCAACUCGACGGCAAAGGGCGAGAUCACCUACGCCCGCUACGUCUACGCCCACACAAGCUCCAACGACACGACAGUGCGCGCCCCCAUUGCCAGCUUCUGGGCCACGCGCUCGCACAUGCUGCGCUCCGAAGCCGAGGACGAGUUCAAGUCUCUGUGCCUCGAGUACCCCCAAUUCGGAUACGACGUUCUCACCCGCGUCUUGGACGAGAAGCUCAAGAGGGAGCGCAGCGACAAGAUGCACCCGGCUACGGCAAGCGCUCGCAAGCGCGCACGCCACAGUAGCGGCGCUGCCUAA